AUGCCCGAAGACAAGACCGCGAACACCAUCCCAGAGAACAUGCUAUCCCUGGCCCCAACGCCCAUCUUCGCCACCAGCUGGGACCACCACCGCCCGACCGUCCCGUCCCCCCUCUCGUCCUCGCCUCUGCACGCCUCCUCGCCCCUCGGGACGCAAGAUGACUGUGACGAUGACGCAUUCUCGCUACGCCAGACGCAGUCAUCGCCGAUCCGACCGGCGCCAACGUUCAAGUACGCCGCGCGCGCGUCGGCCGCGUGCGCCAACCCUCUGCUACGCCGCCGCCGCGAGGACGCGCAGCAGCAGCGACGCGCCAACUUUCUGCGCACCGUGCGCGAAAAGGCCGAGGACAAGGCUUGGCAGCGGCGAGACAUCGAGGGACAGUUUCUCAAGACCAACUGGAUCGCCGACAUGGACCGCCUGUCGCACGACGCACCGGAGCUCUCCGAGGCGGACAUAGAAGACGCCUCGAGCUUCCAACCCGAGAUGAAGGCGUGGCAGUACGGAGACGUGGAUGAGGACAUGGAUGCUGAUGCGGACGGCAUGGUGGACGAGUAUGCCCAAGAUGCCGAGCUCGAGGCCAUGUUUGCAUCGUAUCAGCAGCAGCAUCAACAACAGCAGGUGCGCUCGCCGGCGACGCGCCCGAUAUCACCGUCCUUGUCCGAUGAUGAGUACGACGAUAUUUUUGAAGAGCUGCUCUCGGCAAAGGAUAUUGACGAGGUCAUGCAGACGCACCAACGAGCAGACUUGGCAGAUGAAAUGGACAUGGAAUAA
This is a messenger RNA of Cordyceps fumosorosea ARSEF 2679, 771 nucleotides long. RefSeq lists its product as hypothetical. The record is from RefSeq and is a predicted model, not a curated record. The coding region runs from base 1 to 771 and encodes 256 amino acids. Lineage: Eukaryota; Fungi; Ascomycota; Sordariomycetes; Hypocreales; Cordycipitaceae. The transcript has 2 exons.